Bombina bombina (fire-bellied toad) is the source of this 1789-nucleotide messenger RNA. Its product is annotated as keratin-3, type I cytoskeletal 51 kDa-like. Gene Ontology annotation, molecular function: structural molecule activity. The record is from RefSeq and is a predicted model, not a curated record. The coding region runs from base 39 to 1511 and encodes 490 amino acids. Lineage: Eukaryota; Metazoa; Chordata; Amphibia; Anura; Bombinatoridae. The transcript is spliced from 8 exons.
UUUUAUUCUCCUGGAAAGGGUGCCUUUUUUGCUUCAUUAUGUCUUACAGCUUUAUGCAGUCAUCUCAGAAAGUUAGCUCAGCCUCUUAUGGUGGUGGGGGUAACUUUGGAGAGUGUAAUGUAGGAGGAGGCCACAGCUUUGGAGGUGGUGGAUUUGGUGGUAGUGGAGGUGGUUAUGGAGGUGGUGGAGCUGGAUUUGAUUUUGGAGGUGGAGCUGGUGGUGGUGGUGGCUAUGGGGGUCAGUUUGGUGGUGGAUCCUAUGGUGGUGGCGGCGGAGCUGGUUUUGGUGGUGGUGCUAGCUUUGGUGGUGGUGGUGGUGGCUUUGGCGGCGGUGCUGGCUUUGGAGGUGGUGACAGCCUCUUAUCUGGCAAUGAAAAACAAACAAUGCAAAAUCUCAAUGACCGCUUGGCCAGCUACCUGGACAAAGUACGUGCAUUAGAGGAGGCAAAUGCUGAACUUGAGCGCAAGAUUAAGGAAUGGUAUGACAAGCAGCGUCCUGGUGGUUCCACAGGGGAAGGAGCAAAGGACUACAGCACAUAUUAUAAAACAAUUGAAGAUCUACAAGCUCAGAUCCUUAAAGCUACCAUUGACAAUGCAGCUAUAGUUCUGCAGAUUGAUAAUGCCCGUCUGGCUGCUGAUGACUUCAAACUGAAGUAUGAGAAUGAGUUGGCUCUUCGGCAGAGUGUGGAGGCUGAUAUUAAUGGUUUGCGCAGAGUCCUGGAUGAGCUAACACUGUCUAAGUCUGACCUGGAAUCUCAGCUUGAGAGUCUGAAAGAGGAGCUAGCUUAUCUCAAGAAGAACCAUGAGGAGGAGCUUAAGGGUUCCCAAGGAAUUGCUGUGGGAGAAGUCAAUGUGGAAUUAAAUGCAGCUCCAGGUAUCGAUCUGUCCAAACUUCUGAAUGACAUGAGACAACAAUAUGAAGCCAUGGCUGAGAAGAACAGAAAGGAGGCUGAAGAACAGUUCAAUAAGAUGAGCGAAGGUUUGAAAAAAGAAAUAUCCACAGGAGUGGAACAAGUACAAUCAAGCAAGUCAGAGAUCUCUGAGCUCCGAAAAUCACUUCAAUCAUUAGAGAUUGAACUUCAGUCACAACUUGCUAUGAAAAACUCCCUGGAACAAACCUUAGCAGAGACAGAAGGUCGUUACUGUCAGCAAAUCUCACAGCUGCAGGCUCAGAUCUCUGCCAUAGAAGAGCAGUUGGAGCAGAUCAGAGGUGACAUAGAGUGUCAGACUUCAGAGUAUGAAUCACUUCUAGACAUCAAAACUAGGCUGGAGCAGGAGAUAGAGACAUACCGGAAACUGCUUGAGGGACUUGGAAAUACAGGACAAGGCAGUGGAGCCGGACAAGGUAGAGGAACAGGACAAGGCAGAGGUUCUGGACAAGCUACAAAAGAAUCAACAACUAGUUCACAAAGCAGCACUGGGUCACGUUCUACUACGCAGUAUAAAACAAUUGUUGAAGAAGUGGUUGAUGGAAAGGUCGUGUCCAGCAAAACAGUGUAUAAAAAUGCUUAAUCAUUCUGCUGAAGCAAAGUGGAAAAUGAGAGUGUUGUCAAAUCUACUUUUUUCUUCUUUUGUGCAUUUUUUUCUAAACUGACUGCAUAUUGCAAAAAUGUGAUUACUUAUAUACAUUUUCUUUACAAAAAAAGUAACAGACCACAAUAGUCAGCUAUCUGAGUAUAUAUUUUAAAUGGGAAACAUACAGCCUUAUGUGGUCAUUUUAUUCUGUAAUCUCAGCUGAUUACUUUGUUUUACUUGGCUUACUUAAUAAACUUUUUCUCUGAAGCAACGUA